This is a messenger RNA of Cyclopterus lumpus (lumpfish), 279 nucleotides long. RefSeq names its product ubiquitin-60S ribosomal protein L40-like. The record is from RefSeq and is a predicted model, not a curated record. Gene Ontology annotation, biological process: modification-dependent protein catabolic process; translation; protein ubiquitination. Lineage: Eukaryota; Metazoa; Chordata; Actinopteri; Perciformes; Cyclopteridae. Gene Ontology annotation, cellular component: nucleus; ribosome; cytoplasm. Gene Ontology annotation, molecular function: structural constituent of ribosome; ubiquitin protein ligase binding; protein tag activity.
AUGCAGAUUUUUGUGAAAACGCUGACGGGUAAAACCAUUACCCUUGAGGGCACUAUCGACAAUGUGAAAGUCCAAGACAAGGAAGGUAUCACCCCUGAUCAUCAGUGUCUCAUCUUUGCUGGAAAACAGCUGGAGGAUGGACGCACCUCGUCAGACUACAACAUCCAGAAGGAGUCCACCCUCCACUUUGUCCUGCGCCUGAGAGGGGGCAUCAUCGAGCCCUCUAUGAAGCUGGCUCAAAAGCACAACUGUGACAAGACGAUCUGCCGCAAGUACUAA